ACCCCUGCUCUAGCCACAACCCCGUCUUCUCCCUUUUUGAAUGAACACUACCCUUCUUUUCCCCCACAACAUGCUGUCCCUGUAACUACAGCUCCCUCACAGUUUAUUGCCGCUGCCUCUUCAUUAGUCAAUGAAUCGAAACCCAUUAUGGAUACCUAUGACGGCGCCCCUAUUCGGAUUACUGUAACCUGUGAUGCUACUUCUCAAGAAAGAGAUAUUCCUAGGCAUUCUGUUCGUUCCUCCCAUGCCCAUCAAUCAAAUAUCUCUUCUCAUCGGCUCCGUUCUGGCAGUCUUCAUCUGCGUUUACGUGGCCAAGAAGAUUUUAACGCUAUUGAUAAGCGAGCAGACUCUUCAUCUCCAGCUUCUGAUUCUACGGAAUCUACAUUAAAGUCUCAUUCUUCUUCUCUUGCAAUUAAUGCUAUUAUUUCUCCACCAAGCUCUCGUCCUUUAAAUGAAAAACUUUCAUCAUCAAUCUCCACAUCCAUUGCUGACUCCCGCUCCGACUGCCUCGCUGAUGAAGUCAAAGCAGGACUCACUACUGGUCUAAUGCCUUCAUUGAGUCCUGCAAUUGAGCGCAAAAUAUAUCCCUUGCGCUCUCGUCUUCGUCGUGAGUCUUUACGUCGUGAGUUGCAGGCAGCCCAGACCGCUCCAAAACGUUUUGACCAAAUGCCCACUGAAGUGCUCCUACGCAUUGUUCACUAUCUAAGCAUUCAAGAUCUUUUCAGGAUACAACGUGUAAAUAAGCGUUUCAAAUCGAUCAUUGAACGUUAUCUUCUUCUUGUUAAACGGAUCAACUUCAGCAAUGGCCUUCCUUUCGCCUUCCUACCCGAUGCACUGGACGAUGCUGCUAUGAAGCGCAUUCUUUCGCGCACCCCUGAAGUAACUCACAUCCUCGGCUUCUACCCACGACAUAUUUGCGGAUCUUACCCGGUCGAUUCGCGCUAUUUGGGUGGUCGGCCUGGCUGUUCUGGCCCGCUAUCAUAUGUGGGAAUUAUUGAAGCGUUUCGCAGCUGCACCAAAUUGCGCUCUGUCGAGCUCAUGGAUGUCGAACUUAUGAGCAAACUUGUGCAUUACUUACCUAGAGUCAAAUUCCAUGGCAUGUUUCGCAAUCGACCUGAUUCGUGGGAUUCCGAGUAUGCUGUCCCUAUGCCUUCAGAAGGUGGUGGUCCGUGUUGCAUUGACCCAACUUUUUCCGAGAGCCCACUUCCAACUCCUGACGGAAGCACCAGUGGGGGGUCCCUGCUAGCGACCGCUGCAGCACCUGGCCAAUUACCUAGCUCCCAGAAUAGGCUCGCGCCGACAUCACUCUUUGGCUGCUAUGUAAGCACUCUAUUCAGCACUGUCAGUGCAGCAACUGCGGCCACGUCGACUCGGCCUACAGCAAUGGCCGGUACUGAAUCUUCAUCUUGGAGCCCUCAGGCGACGGGACACUCGUUUGGCCUAGCCGGACAUGCCUUCAACAGUUCUAUUUCCUUCCCUCCGUUCUCAACGUCCUCUUCU
Messenger RNA from Protopolystoma xenopodis, 1500 nucleotides. NCBI's taxonomy places the organism in Eukaryota, Metazoa, Platyhelminthes, Monogenea, Polystomatidea, Polystomatidae. The record is from the annotation of a GenBank genome assembly.